This is a messenger RNA of Sphaerodactylus townsendi, 5486 nucleotides long. RefSeq names its product ALMS1 centrosome and basal body associated protein (gene ALMS1). Gene Ontology annotation, cellular component: cytosol; centrosome; centriole. The transcript is spliced from 12 exons. The coding region runs from base 132 to 5471 and encodes 1779 amino acids. Gene Ontology annotation, biological process: regulation of centriole replication. The record is from RefSeq and is a predicted model, not a curated record. NCBI's taxonomy places the organism in Eukaryota, Metazoa, Chordata, Lepidosauria, Squamata, Sphaerodactylidae.
UUUCUUCUCUUUUUGCUCAGGUGUACCUCCGUAAUCUUGGCAUCGAUCAGUCACCUUCAUCGAUCCUGACUCCUUUCCUGCCCAGAGGGCCAAUCCGAGAAAUAGAAUUCUCCCCGUCUGAGCUCAGAAUAAUGAAGGCCUCCACUGAUACCUUGAGACAACACUUUCAGGCAUCGGAAGGAGACUUGCACUCUGUAGCAGACGUCACGCAGUCAAGUUUUGAUUCUUCUGUUGGCAGCAUCCCCAUUCCAGCAGGCUCAGAAACCAGCCUUGAUCCUUCCUUCCUUACAGAUCUCUUGCCAAAGCCUUCCAGAAACUUGCUUAGUCAGGGUGCUGUAGAGCACCACCUGGGAGAUCUACCUGCUGCCACCCCCUGCCCUCCAGAGAGCCUUUCCAAGAUUCCAGCUGCUCCCAAGAUGGCAGAAUCCAGUCAAGGGAUCCCAGCAAUUCCAACCAGCCUUCCUUCAGCAGAAGAGACAUCCCCCAAAUGUGUUCAGGUGCUGAUGGACAGAUUUAAUCCAAAGGAGCUUGCCCAUCAAGGGACGUUGUCUUCCAGUUCUCUGCAUGAAGAAAAAUCUGAGAUGAGCGCCCAUGAAAAACCUCACUCUGUACACACAAUUUCUUCUGAAGGGGAAGACCAGGACUCUUUCAUAGGGUCUAGAACCCUGAAAGAGAUCCAAGGACUUCUGGCAGAGGCGGAAGCUAGAAGUCCGAGCCGCUUCAGUCCCGUCUCCUCCAUUUCCUCUGCCUUGGACUUGGGUGGUUCAUCAACAAGGACUACAAAGGCAGCCAACGAUGGAGAUUUCCUGUCCAUCCAGGGGAACAGCCCUGUACUCCAGAGAAUAUGGUCCUGGGAUGAGACACUGGGUAGGCCGAGUGUUCACGAAGACGCUGUGCUCUCAAAAACUCUUAGCUUCACUGGGAGCUUAAAAUGGGACGGGGUGCUUUCCGGGAGCGUCGUCAGCAACGAACCGAUAGUGCCGGAAGAGCCUGGAGCAACUUCCCCAAAAGAGGCGCCAAUGAAAUCUUCCCAGCGAUCAGAACCAGAGGGUUGUAACAGCGCAACGAGUGACAGAAUGCCGUCGCUCCAACCUGACUCCUUGCAGAGCGCGACAGGCGGCGACUCGGGUCCUCUCAGAGAGCCACAACCCGCAGCUGCUGUCGAGCCGUCGGACAGCUUCUCGGAUAUUUUGGAGGGCUUUCAGCAAAUCUUGGAGAAAGUUGGGGAGACCGUCGGUAAGGGGCCCGGUGGGCCCGGGAGUGUUCACGGAAGCGAAAACAGCAGCAGCGUGGACUCGCUGGGCGUCAGAGUGAAAAAGCUCUUGUGUGGGGGAUACCCAGCGACCCCGAGCGAGGGGGAAGACAGGGAUGGGCAGAGAAAACAGCAAGUCUCGGUUGAUCCCGGCUUGGCUGCGAGCAAAGAGACCGCCAGCAUCCAAGGAAGCGAGAACAGCAGCAGCUUGGACUCUCUGGCUGCCCGGGUCAAGACUCUGUUGGGAAAUGAGCACCCAGCGAUGCCUGCAGCUGAGAUCCUGCAGCGGACCAAGGAAGAGGAGAGGAAAGCGCGCACGUGGGUUAAACUGAAGCUGGCCGAUGAAUCCACAAACUCUGUGUUCGAGCUAAACGAAGAAGACCGGCGGAAAGUGGAGGAGAUCAAGUCUGAGCUGCUUCUGAGCGCCAGGAAUGCGGAAAUUCAGGAUCAACUGUGGGGAAGCAGCCGCGAAGGAGGCUCCGGUUCCAUUCAGAAGGCAGAGAUGGGGUGCUCAGUGAUUUCAAAUGACGCCGAACUGCAGAUGGAUAUCCAGACGCACAAUCUGCACGUUGCUGAGUUCCUCGUUAAGGACCAGUGUGCGUGUGGAACGGACCACACCCUUCCCAGUGAUUUAGAAGUCAAGCCUUGGAGCAGCACCCAGAGUUACGUCUGCCCCCAACUUCAGGCAUGCUCAGAUAAGCCUGCGGAUCCCAGCGUCGGUUUUCAUGCUCACGCAGAUCCUGACAGAGGCGCCUCCGAAGCGCAUGCAGGAGAGGAAGGGCGCGUGUCUCCGACGGAAGCGACCAAGCUAAUUACUUCGAUCACUUUUGCCUUGCGAAAACGGUCUUCGCCGUCUUCUUCUCCUGUGCCCUCUGCUGGACAUACUGAGGCCGCCCCUCGUGAUCUGGUACCUUUGACAGCCAAAUCAAUGGGCAAGGAAGCACCAGGGCCUAUCAAACCAGCGCUGGAUGCUUUUAACUCCUGCACGUCUGCGAGCUCAGCAGCCACUCCCCUUCGAGAUAACGUUGGGUUUUCUCCACACAGAGACGGACAACCUGUAUCCCUCGUUGUCAGCAGAGAUGGAUCUCCUCAAAGAAAAGGCCCCGGGUUGGAGGAAAAUCCCCACACCCUUGGUAUCAGACAAAAGAUCCAUUUUAUUACGGAGGACCAUGAAGAAGCUCUGGCUGCUUCUCCAGUCUUUACUGGGCUGAGAGGAAAUGAGAGGCUUUUAGGUGGUGGUGAGAAAGCUGACGCAGGAGGAAAGACGGCGGAUCAGCUCCAUUCUGCAAAUCUGGCCCAACAAAGGACAGUCAGUGAUUACCUCUCGGAUCGAUUUGCGGGUUCCUUUGGAGACUUUCGGCACGAUUCCAGUUGGCGGGGAAAUGUGGAUAGCGGGAACCGUGUCCCCUUGCCCUCUUCCUCCCCAGAUCACGUUUCAACUGUCAUGAUGGUGUCUCCUUCAUCCCCAACACGGAAAGCCCUCUCUGGGGUCCACAUCACUCUCUCGCCAAAACGUCUCGAUUUGGAUCUUCUGAGUCCGGCAGCCACUGACGCAGAAACGAGACACAGCGACGUGUCUAAGACCGGGCCUCAUCCAGGAACUUCAAGUGCACCAAAUCUCUUGGUAGAAACCACCUCUUAUUUGAAGCCCUCCAAACACUACCCAAGAACCCAAGAUUCUGCGUACUUCCCAAGGUCCACCUCAUCUCCGGGGCCUCACUUCGGCCAUCUCCGUGGUUCAGAGACAGAGAAGCUGUCCUCCGAUGCCAUCACCCAGAUAACAACCGAAAGCCCUGAAAAGACAACCUAUUCAGCAGAGAUAUUUGUUAGCACUGACAACGGGGAGUCCAGCGCUGUUGGGUCACCUUGCAAGAAGAGUCAUGCUGUCCUGCGUGCCGUACCUCCUACUCUGGGCCAGGGCUCCUUCUUGGGCAGACAAGCAGAGAAGCCUCUCCUGCUGCCAUAUAAACCACCCGGUAGUUCAGAGAUGUACUAUGUUCCGUGUCCCAAGGAAACGCUCCGACUGUCCCGGGUCAGGUCUGAGACCACUGUGGAGAGCACCCACUCAGGAUCAAACGAUGCCAUCCCCCCGGAAUUUCCAAGGCAGGAACUUGGCUCAGGAGAUGACAGCGGGCCGGAUGCUGCAGUUCUGAAGCACAAAGAAGGCAUCUACAGCAAAAGGGCCGCGCCCAGAGAGGCUUGGGCAGAAAGACAAACGGCAGCCCAGGACGGUGUCCAAGAGAGCGCCAAAACCAGAAAUUCCCUCGAAUCCGUUCAAGCGACUCAUUCGGUCUUCGGGUCGGCCCACUUCUACCUGCACCCCCCGGUGCCUCUGGACCAUGAGCCUGACUUCCUCGCUAGGAGGGAGGCCUUUGAGCAGUCCACUGAGACGGAGCGCCCGGUGCCACCUUCGAGAGACUUCUUCCAACACAAGGGCACGUGGGAGAACCGCCAGCCGCCUUUCUCCCUGCAUCACCCCACAGAGGAGCAGAGGUUCUCUGCACUGAUUGCUGAACCAGAUUACAGUUUGGUUCAGCUGACACCCAUAGAAACUGGUGAGAGAGGGGCUCCGAGGAACGAAGCUGACCCCGACGCAAGGAAAGCUGGGCACCAAGUCGCCAAAGAUCUUCCCCUCCCAGGGAGUCAGACGACUUGCUUAAAAGCUCGCAAAACGGCCGGCCUCCCUCAGAUGCAAACGGUUCAUUUCACCAACAGUUUGGACGAACUCUGGUCUAAGUACUUGGAGCGUCGUCAGCAGCAGCAGCUGCGUUACCCCGGCAGUAACAGAAAUGAGCUCUCUCUAGUCGAGCGACUGGACCGGUUGGCCAGGCUCCUUCAGAACCCCGUUCAGUACUCCCUGAUGCCUGAAGUGGACGAGCAGAACAAUGUCCAGGAGAAAGAGGGGAGAAGAGAGCCCAAGAAGGCCAGAUUCCAGGGGAAAACCCAGGGGGAAAAGAGCUAUCCGGCAUCCCAAGUGAGAGAGAGUCACGGCACCACCAGCAAGUCAACGCUCUCGGAAUCCAGGAGGCAAAAAGCCGGGUCUACCAAAACUGGAGGCCCCCUCCAUAGAAUCUCGGAGCAAAGUCCGAACUCUGAGACCCCCAGCGACACUUCUUCAGAGGCGAGGCCUGGCAAAGGCUCCAGCGCGUUAACGGACCUCAGCACCUCCGAAUCGGACGUAGCGACCCAAGAUGAGACCGCCCCUCCGACCGAAGCGAGCGGCUCCAUCUCCAGCAUCGACACGGCCAGGCUGGUCAGGGCCUUUGGGCACAACCGAGUGCGCGCGUCUCCCAGACUAUCCCAGCUGUACAGCACCAUCAGCCUGCAGAGAUCCCGCUCUGAGAAACAGGCCAAGGGGAGCAGGAGAGCCCUGGCCACGGAUCCCUCCAAAAUAGCUCGGUCAGAGCACAAGAGAAAGGAUGCUCAGCCAACGUGCCCCAUCAGUUCCUCGGACUCCGUUUCCACCCCUGGCAGUUCCCGAGGACCGAGCUCUGCUCUCAGUCACAAGCAGACCACGCGGAUGUUAAACAAGGCCGUCCAGGCAGGAGACUUUGAGAUAGUGAACAGCGCGACGAAAAAGCACACUCGAGACGUCGGCUUGACUUUCCCCACGCCGACAUCCAGCCAGACGAAGCUGCGGGGAGAUCGCUGGAACGAAGACGAGUUGACUCGUCCGGACGGGCUGUUCUGCGGAAGCCAGGGCAAACCAAAGAGGCAACCGAGCGGCUUGCUUGCGGAGAAAAGGCCAGCGAGGCACAAGCUGAAAUGGCUGCAAGGAGUUUCCUGGUUUGUUCCGGCGGAGGAUUUAAAAUCCGACCCGCAGAAAGAACCCGGACCUGGCGUCAUUCUGGACCCCGGCCCCUCCUGGUUCGAACCGCUGAGCAGCACCAAGCCGUGGCGAGAGCCCCUCCGGGAGAAGAACUGGUCCGAGGAGCCCGGUGGCCUCCAGGUGCGUCUGACGGCUCCAGCGAGAGACGUUGAGAACGAGCCGCCCCCUCCUUACGCGAAACUGUCGCUGCAGGAGGCCCUUGUCCUGCGGCGCCCCGACUUCAUUUCCAGCUCUGGGGAGCGUGUGAAGCGACUGAAGCUGAUCGUGCAGGAGAGGAAACUGCAGAGCAUUCUGCAAAGCGAGAGGGAGCAGCUCUUCAAUCCCCGGGAAGAGAGGAGGGCCUAUCGGAAUGGCGCGAGCCUCGUUUCCAGCAGAGGUACCAAAGGGUAGAAACGAGCUGCGACC